Sapajus apella (tufted capuchin) is the source of this 8053-nucleotide messenger RNA. RefSeq names its product ataxin 1 like (gene ATXN1L). The transcript is spliced from 3 exons. Bases 315 to 2384 code for a protein of 689 amino acids. Gene Ontology annotation, biological process: anatomical structure development; regulation of DNA-templated transcription. The record is from RefSeq and is a predicted model, not a curated record. Gene Ontology annotation, molecular function: RNA binding; protein binding. Gene Ontology annotation, cellular component: nucleus. Lineage: Eukaryota; Metazoa; Chordata; Mammalia; Primates; Cebidae.
CGCCAUCUCCGGGCGCCCGGCUGGGGGGGCGCUGGGUGUGGGGCGGCUCCGGGGCCGGGGAUGGCGGCGGCCGCGGUUGCGGCGGCUCCGGGACGAGCGGGUGGAUCCCGGGAAGCGCUGUGAAAUGGGCCGGCUCCCGAGCCAGCCGGGAGGACACUUACUACAGCUGCUCAGAAGCACCACUGGAAGCUCAGCAGAUGUGGGCACCCCAGCCAGAAGCAGAGAGGGGUACAGGGAAGCCACAGCGAAGCCCCUUCUGAUGCCCCAGGGAGCAAGCCGACUCCUUCCAGGCUCCAGGAACACCACAAAGCAAUAUGAAACCUGUUCAUGAGAGGAGUCAGGAAUGCCUUCCACCAAAGAAACGAGACCUCCCCGUGACCAGCGAGAAUAUGGGGAGAACUACCAGCUGCUCCACUAACCACACACCCUCCAGUGAUGCCUCUGAUUGGUCCCGAGGGGUUGUGGUGGCCGGGCAGAGCCAGGCAGGAGCUAGAGUCAGCCUGGGGGGUGAUGGAGCUGAGGCUAUCACCGGUCUGACAGUGGACCAGUAUGGCAUGCUGUAUAAGGUGGCUGUGCCACCUGCCACCUUCUCACCAACUGGCCUCCCAUCUGUGGUGAAUAUGAGCCCCUUGCCCCCCACGUUUAAUGUAGCGUCUUCACUGAUUCAACAUCCAGGCAUCCACUAUCCCCCAAUCCACUAUGCUCAGCUCCCAUCCACUUCGCUGCAGUUCAUUGGGUCUCCUUAUAGCCUUCCCUAUGCUGUGCCACCUAAUUUCCUACCAAGUCCCCUCCUAUCUCCUUCUGCCAACCUUGCCACCUCUCACCUUCCACACUUUGUGCCAUAUGCCUCACUUCUGGCAGAAGGAGCCACUCCUCCGCCGCAGGCUCCCUCCCCGGCCCACUCAUUUAACAAAGCCCCGCCUGCCACCUCCCCACCUGGGCAAUUGCCGCAUCAUUCAAGUACUCAGCCCCUGGACCUCGCUCCAGGCCGGAUGCCCAUUUAUUAUCAGAUGUCCAGGUUACCUGCUGGGUAUACUUUGCAUGAAACCCCUCCAGCAGGUGCCAGCCCAGUUCUUACCCCUCAGGAGAGCCAGUCUGCUCUGGAAGCAGCUGCUGCAAAUGGAGGACAGAGACAGCGAGAGCGAAAUAUCAUAAGACGGGAAAGCGAAGCCCUUGACUCCCCCAACAGCAAGGGUGAAGGCCAGGGACUGGUGCCCGUGGUAGAAUGUGUGGUGGAUGGACAGUUGUUUUCAGGUUCUCAGACUCCACGGGUGGAGGUAGCGGCCCUGGCACACCGAGGGACCCCGGACACUGACCUCGAGGUCCAGCGGGUGGUUGGCGCUUUAGCUUCUCAGGACUAUCGUGUGGUGGCAGCUCAGAGGAAGGAGGAACACAGCCCCCUCAACCUAUCCCAUCAUACCCCCGACCAUCAGGGUGAGGGACAGGGGUCAGCCAGGAACCCUGCAGAGCUGGCAGAGAAAAAUCAGGUCCGUGGGUUCUACCCUCAGUCCCAUCAGGAACCAGUAAAACAUAGACCUUUACCCAAAGCAAUGGUUGUAGCCAAUGGCAACCUGGUGCCCACUGGAACUGACUCAGGCCUGCUGCCUGUGGGCUCGGAGAUCCUGGUAGCAUCAAGUCUGGACGUGCAGGCCAGAGCCACCUUCCCAGACAAGGAGCCAACACCGCCCCCCAUUACCUCCUCCCACUUGCCUUCCCAUUUCAUGAAAGGCGCCAUCAUCCAGCUGGCUACGGGAGAGCUGAAGCGGGUGGAGGACCUCCAGACCCAGGAUUUUGUGCGCAGUGCCGAAGUGAGCGGGGGGCUGAAGAUCGACUCUAGCACGGUCGUGGACAUUCAGGAGAGCCAAUGGCCUGGAUUUGUCAUGCUGCAUUUUGUGGUUGGUGAACAGCAGAGCAAAGUGAGCAUCGAGGUGCCCCCUGAGCACCCCUUCUUUGUAUAUGGCCAGGGUUGGUCCUCCUGCAACCCUGGGCGGACGACACAGCUCUUCUCUCUGCCCUGCCAUCGGCUACAGGUGGGAGAUGUCUGCAUCUCUAUCAGUUUACAGAGCUUGAACAGUAACUCAGUUUCUCAGGCCAGCUGUGCUCCUCCAGGCCAGCUGGGUCCCCCCCGAGAAAGGCCUGAGAGGACGGUCUUGGGACCCAGAGAGCUAUGUGACAGUGAGGGGAAGAGCCAGCUGGCAGGAGAGGGCUCCCAUGUGGUAGAGCCUUCCCAGCCUGAGCCCGGUGCUCAGGCCUGCUGGCCAGCCCCAAGCUUCCAAAGAUACAGCAUGCAAGGGGAGGAGGCACGGGCCGCACUGCUCCGUCCCUCUUUCAUUCCACAGGAGGUAAAGCUGUCCAUUGAAGGGCGUUCCAAUGCAGGAAAAUGAAACUUUCCCAGACCAGGACUGUGGGCUUUACCCCAGAGCUGAGCCUCGCCGCCGUGAGCAGGCAGAGGAUUUGCACACGCCAAGCAGGGAAUGGCUUACUUGGCAGUGAGAUUUGGGGGAAAGGGGAGGCAUGAAGUCAGCCUCUCAAGGCAGGAUCUGUUGCUCAUUACUCCCAUGGCGUCCUUUCAGGACAACCCCAGAGGGUGUUGUGAUGGGGAGCAGCAGGCCUGGGGCAAGGAAGGAAGGGGGUGCACACAGGAGAAGAAACAUUCCAAAAUCAGGGCCUCCCUGUCCUUUCCUCCCCAUCCCUAGCUCCUGCAAAGGAAAGUCCAGGCUUUGGGAGCAGAUGGCAGAGGGAGGGAGUAAAGAAAGAGCCAAAAAUGAUGAUCCACAGCUUAUAGUAGCAGUUAAACUGUCAGAAGUUUUUUUCCUUUUUUGUGGUGGAAGGGCAGGAGGCCCCAAGGUUGGAAAUAAGAGGGUUCCCACCCAGAACCCUUCUUGUGAGAGAUGUGCACUUUAAAGGGUGAUUUUGUUCCAGAUGUCUAUGGCUGGGUGUUUGGGGGAGGAGCACUCUCAUCGACAGGACUCUGCUUGAUCCUCUGCUUCAUAGCCGUCCCCAUCUCUCUUCACCAUUCCGCCUACAAGGCUUCUAGCAGCAUGGGGGCCCAGAGGAGGAGCCCCUGCAGGGUGCAGAGUGAAGUACUGCCUUGCCAGGGACUCAGUCAGGGGACUUUGGGAGAAAGACUUGAUAGCCAGGCUGACUGGGUUCUAGGCAGGGCUUCUGGAAUGGUAGCUCACCUAAGAAAGCUCCUCCAACUCAGUAUGCCAGACCCACUUUGAAAUCUCACAGAAUCUCGUUGGUAAUGGUGACUUUAGAAAGAGCUAGUAGACUCUUCCCCAGGCACCAACCCCCCACCUUUGUCUGUGUUGUGCCUAAGUGCCUGCGCCGCCCCCACCCUCCUGCUGCCCUGACCUCUGCAUGGUGUCGUGACCUGGGCCUCGUUUGUAGCUGCACUGCCUUUCCUUGUCUGCAAAGUUGGUUUUGUCCACUCUGACCAAGACCUCUAGUUUUUGGUGGGUAAGGGGUCUUUUGGGUUUCCCCGUCAGCUAUAAUCUCUUACUUUUAAAAUCUCAAAAUCAUGUCCCCUCCACUUCCACUGCCAAACAGCUAGGUGGAGAAACAGGAAGGGAACUGUGCCCUGGGCCAGGGCGAAUUCGUGGCUGGGCAGUGCCCAUCAUGGCAUUUUCACAUGUCCCAUAUGUCCCCUCCUGUCUUAUUCCACUGCUUCUCCCAGCAUUCUGGCAGCUCCAAGCUAUCCCCUUCCACCACUAGCUCUAAGGUUCUAGGAUAGUCUUGAUAACAUUUCAGUACCUGAGGUAGAUGUCAUUUUGUGGCGGUAUAUUCCUCUGCAAAAAGUAUUUUCAAUCCUAGUUACAUUUGCACCCCCUCCUGCUCCCUGCCAAUGUCUUAAUCCCACAUCUUCUUCACAACUUUUAGCAUCAGCUCAGACCGUGGGGUUCCAUUGGGUAUUGGGAAUUAGGCUCCCCCACUAGCUUUCAGGUGGGUGAGUUUUUUGUUUGUUUUUUGGGGGUCUUUAGACUCUUGAAGGCAACUCAGGGUAUUGUCCACCCAGCUCUCUGGUUAGACUUCUCCCAGGCUAUGAUCCUGGCAUUUCCUUUAUAAGGUAUAUUUGGAUUGGCUGAGACCUGGCCUGGCAUCAGGAGUCCAAACCUCUGAGGUCUGAUCUCUGCUUUGUCAAGGACUUUCGGCAAGUCUCGUGACCUCUGGCUCUUUCACUUCCUCCCCACCUGCCAAAUGGGGAUAAAUAAUCUUACCUACCUCCUGGGGGGAGGGGAAGUUCUGAGAAUGGAGUCAUUCUUAGUGUUCAGGUGCUAAAGGUUGUUCUCCUGGGGGAACAGAGUGACUGAAACUGGCUUGUUUGCGACAAGCCCUACACUCCACUGAUUCCUUGAAAGCAGCUGCCUGGUCAGUCAGCUUUUAGGGGUCCAUCAAAGGAAGCUGCUGACCUGACUGUGAGUGCUUCAAUAUCUGGUUUAUGUCAGAACCAGACACCAACUUUGUAUUGCAUUUGGGAUCAUAUCUUUCCUCUUCUCUGUCCCCCAUUCUCUGAAUGCUGCUUUCUCUGACUUGUCUCCUACAGUGGGGGCCUGUGGGGUUGAGUCUUGUGGAAUCCCUUCAAAUGAGAGCCUUUGGAGAAGGCCUCAUCUCUGGCUGUUUCAUGAGCAACUUAUUCCUAGAGUUCAUUGUUUGCACAGGUUUCUCACAAACAUCCUUCCUCAUAGGAAGGCUCAUCAACUGAAUUUAGUAACAUGUACACAGUAGAUGCUCAAGAAAUGACCGCAAGGAUACAAGCUGAGCUUUCUCUUUAUGGGGCAAACCUAUGUCUAACUAGAUAUAGACUAAUUAGUUUAAAUCAAGUCACCCUCCACUUGGGCUAGUUGUGACUUUACAAACUGGUAACUUCCAUUGAAUUCUGGAAAGAGAAAUUCUUGAGGACCCUGGCAAGUUGGGCCCUGACCUUUCUGUUGUUGCUCCUCUUCUGUCUCUUGCUGGUGAAGCAAUACCAGCAGCUCCUGUAAUACCACAAUAUCGUGCCAUGCAUAUGUAACAUAUUAAUACUUGAUCUUGCUGAGCUGCAAAGAUAUCUUUCAUAAAAUAUGGUUCCCAGGAAAAGAAGGUCUGUGCCCUAAACCUCAGUCAGAGCUAUGACCUUCCCCUUGCAGUUUAGUCUUUUCCUCCAGGCAUGAAAAGUAAAACUAACCUGUGGUGUGUCCAUUCUUCCUUAUAGGAAUUUCCAGAGUUUGCAGGAGAUGUGAGAGCAGUUUUUAGAGAAUGAGCAUUUUUUUUUUUUUUAAGACGGGGUUUCACCAUGUUGGUCAGGCUGGUCUUGAACUCCCGACCUCAGGUGAUCCGCCCGCCUUGGCCGCCAAAGUGUUUGGAUUACAGGUGUGAGCCACCACGCCUGGCCUAGAGAGUGAGCAUUUUAGUGGGAAGUUGUCAACUUUUUAGGAAUGAGCAGUUGACAAGGGCCAGAGCCUGUCCCUUGUCAGCAGUAGGAUGUUCCCAGAGCUUAUUAAUAGAAAGGAGAACUGCUGACUGGCACUGUAAGGGAAUAGGGGAACCCAGUAAUGGAUGGAUAAUAAACCAAGUCUUGAAUCAUUCCUAUUAAGAUUAGUGUAUAUUAGGAAGAGAGGUGGCAUGGGGGGAAGGGGCUCUGGGAGUUCAGAGCUGAGUGCUUGUACCUGAGGGGAGGGGCCCCAGCGGAUCUGGGCUGAUCCUUCUGCAUUCUUGGUCCCAGUUGGUUAUAACACCAAGGGCUUUGCUCUGCGCUGCUUUGCCACUGCUGCUGUCUGCUCACUGUCCUGUCUGCUGCCCUCUACAGCUCCUGUCCUUCCAUGUCUUUGGCCAUGUAGAUUAAGUCCAGGUGUCUGUUUCAUUCUUACCUGUGUUCUGCCAUCUUAUUUUAUUGCAAAGUCAUGUUGAAUAGGGAUGGUAUGAAAUGCUGCUGGUGGGCUGGUGAAUCCAAAGGGAUAUGGCUUCAGUGCUGUUGGGAGCCCUUUGGCUCCAAAUGUCUGACUAUCUUGAGGGAGAAACAAGCAGGUUUCUGCUAGUGGGUGUCUUCUGUUGUAUUAACGUCUUUCCUCUGUGGUAUCUUGUAUCCUGUUUUAAAAACAAAAUGAAGGAACCACAUUAGGGCCCAUGCCAGCAUCCCACUGUAGUUCCUCUAGCUCCAGUUAGGUGGAUUCUGGAGUUUGGAGAGAGUUUAAAGUUUGGCUGAAAUAGCCCCUCAAGUGGGGUUUAGUUUUCAUUUUACCAGUGGGCAUCAUGGGCGAUUUAGAGGGAAGUACAGGAUGGUGGUGUGAUUUGAACCUGCAGCAAGCAGGCAUACUGGAGUUGAGUGAUCCCUCUGGAGAUGAAGCGUGGACAUGGAUUGACUGGGAAAAGGCCUGGGUUCAUUGGAGUAAAGAUAACCUGAUUUAUUGAAUUGGUCAUGGGAGGUUAGGUCACAGUCUUAUUAAAAAAAGUAAAUAGGACAGAGACUAAGUUUUAGGGAGACAUCUUGGCCUCCUGGGCUAAGUGUACUAAACGACAGUGAAGCUACAGUACCUUCCAGUUGGGAAAAAGUGUACACUACAGUUGAAGAGCUGAACCUUAUCAGGUUGGAUGUUGAUCAGGAACCUGUUUGCCCUUUGCUGGGAAGCCUUCACCCUCCAGCUUCUCUGGGGUAGGGAAGGUCUCCCACAUUAUGCAAUAAUAAAAGAAGCAUCUGGGUCUUUGCAGCUGUCAGUUGCUCUUUCAACUCUAGGAUCCAUCUUUGGACCAGAAGCCUGGUCUGGGCCUAGGAUGACACUGGCCCCAGAGAUGCUAGAGUCGACUGCACUCUCUCCUUAGCUGCAGACUAUGCACAGUGCCUGGGGCGGAAGGAGGAGAGGUGUCGCGGUUUGCCCUGCUGCCUCCCCAGCAGGAACAAUAGUCAUAAAUGCACUUUUCACACUAAAGGUUUCUUUAUUAGUUCUCCUGUUAAACCUAGAUCCCUCCCUGGUAGAUUGCAAACUCAAAAGUCUUUGUGAUCCCAAAGCCAUUCCACUGCAAAUGCCCAGCAGUGAAGAUGGCCUCAAAUUGGGUUCCUGCCUGCAGUGUGUGUGGCAGCAGCCCAUGUGCCUUUACCUAUUGUCAAACUUGCAAGCAUUUAUUUGUCUUUAUGACUGUCAUGGGGACUGAGGUUUUUCAGAGAGAGAGAGAGAGAGAGAGAGAGAGAGAGAGAGAGCUGAUGACACAGUGGUUUUACACCCACCCCCGGACAGGGAGUUUGCACGUAGUUGUGAGCUGUGAGUGGUUAGUGCAUUGCUGGUAUUGCCGAAGGCAGGGUUGAUCCCUCACUUGCUUGAUACUUGCAACUUGCAUUCAAGAGAAUCUAGAUUGUGUUGGGGAAGGGACUGACUGUACUCAUGGCUAACUUGAAGUAUUAAAAUAAGGCUGUCCCCUACAACCUUCUUAGUCACACAGGAUCCCUGUAGCCAAAACAGUAUAUGAUCCAGCUGCAGAGAGCAGACCGCUCUCAGCUUGCACAGCACCUUAGGUGAGGGAAGAAUAUAUGGAUAGGGAAUGGGGUGGAGAAAGAAGGAUGAGAAUGUUGUCAUCCGGGUGGCUUUAGGGUCCUAAGGAGUGGAGGAGGAUGGCACUGGGGAGGUCUGGAUGGAUCUGGUAGGAGUUCCCUGUAGAUAAAUUACUGAUCCCCCAUCUACUAUCCCCAGUAUGUAAUGGCUGAAUAAAUAUGUAAUCAACUGCAUUGUAUCUAAAGCCUUAGAACUAGUCAGGUGCUCCCUCCACCCAAUACCAUUUCUUACCCUCUAAUCCUACCUGAUCUUUAACAAAGCAUUAAUAAUUCUAAGGAUAAUCUCUAUUUUGUUGUGCUUUUUUGUAACUGUUUUAAAUAAAUCAAUUUGUACUGUAUAUUUGUACUUUUGUGAGAUCCUUUUUGCUGUUUUACCAUUUUAAGUCUCUGUACUUGGCUACACACAGAUUGUAUUUUUAUUGUUAAUGCUCUUCUUAUGGAUACCUGCAUUUAACUUGUGGACUAUGUAAACACAAUAUCUAUCAAUAUCUAUAUAUCUAUAUAUCUAUCUAUAUAAACUACUAGCUUUUC